This is a messenger RNA of Chaetomium fimeti, 2736 nucleotides long. RefSeq lists its product as uncharacterized. Gene Ontology annotation, molecular function: protein binding. Lineage: Eukaryota; Fungi; Ascomycota; Sordariomycetes; Sordariales; Chaetomiaceae. The transcript is spliced from 2 exons. The record is from RefSeq and is a predicted model, not a curated record. The coding region runs from base 315 to 2579 and encodes 754 amino acids.
CUUGGAGUUGUCAACAAGCAGCAGCAGGUCUUGGCCAGGCACCCGGGCGAGCUGAAAAGUGAUGCCCCACAGAAAGUGGCCCAAGCUCCCUCUUCGCGUCCUGCUUGACCAAGCGCGGCGAAUUUUGAGGAACUCGAGCAUUCCAUGCAAUUGACGGCACCCAUCAACAAACUCGAGCCCGCUAAACUCCCGCGGACUCGUGCGACUACGACCCUGACCUUACAUCCGACUCAGUUUCUACCAUCGAAAUAUCCAUCUGUGCUGGACCAACCCAAUACUAUCCUGUCAUCGCCCGCAUCCCCGCGAUCGCGGCCAUGCAGCCCGCUCCCAGAACGCGGCGCGCGCCGCAAAACACCCAACAUACGUACUCGCUCGACCGCCGGAUACAUGAUGUGAAGACAUACCCUGUCCAGUCUCCCCAGGGAGCGACCAUCUUGAUCUACGGCCACGAGAAUGGGAUCACAGUGGUUUGGCGCGGCGGCCGGCGGCUCAAACCUCCGAAGCAGUCAGUAAACGAUAAACGGAACGGCGCACACUCGGGCGAUGCGGUCAUGAUUAUCGAUUCGGACGAUGAGGAGCCGACACCCGACGCUUUCGUCGACAAGCCCGAAUUCCAAGAUAGCCCGACCGCCGGUGCCGCGGUCCCCGAAAUCAUCCAAACUCUUGAUCUUGCGCUGGGGACUGCUGUGCUUCACGUGGCGGUUCUGCCUAUGCCGGCAAGCGCUGCUGAGGAUGCCGCCUGGAACGGCGCCGGCAUCCUCAGGAAUAAGAUCGUUUUUGCCGUCACCUGCGCAACCACGGAUGUUUACGUGGUUACGGUGCCAUUGACACCCCCUUCGCACGAGAGCAAGGCGAGGCCAGAGCUGCGGAAGAGUUUGUUGGCGGGCAAUGCAGGCACAGGCGUGUGGGGAGAGACGUUAACUCUGCUGACGGGCCAGAGCCGCCCUUCCGGAGGACUUGCGCUCACACUAGUGAAGCAAAAGCCGGCGUCACGGAGCAGGUCAUUGGAACGCGCUCCCUCCCAGGCGGCUCCCGUUACCCGGGCAAUUGUUGCAGCACAUUCGCGGGAAGCCAGUGGCAUAUUACGGCUCUGGGAUGUCACCUUGGACGCGAAGCCCGGGGCCAUCAACCGUGUAGAGCCAUUCCAAACCGAGUACCUCCCGGCGCCGCUGACAAGUCUCACCUUCAACCCGACACACAUCACCCAACUUCUCGCCAUCACCUCCUCGCAAGCCGCCCGCAUCUACGACUAUGCUACAGCGGCCCUUCCUUCUGACGAUGCCUCCGAAGGCCCGUUUCCGACACAAGGGUCCUGGCUGUUGUCGCUCUAUGCCCCAUUUGCCAGGGGACCUUCAAUGUCGACUGCCCGAAAACCCAUAGUGAGUGCUGAGUGGAUUGCCCAGGGCCGCGCCGUUUUGGCUCUCCUCGCCGACGGACAAUGGGGGAUUUGGGAUAUCGACGGCGCCAGUCCUUCGGCCGGCGGCUCCGGCGGGCUCUUCAGCAAGGCGAAUGCCGGACUGCGGGGCUCAGGAAUCACAACUUUCUCUGUUUCGGGACAGCUGGAAGGGACCAGCCCACUUCGGAACCCCGGGACCCAGAAGACGCCCGCCGCGCCAGGGUCAGCAGGGGAGUUUGUGCCCAUGACACCUCACUCACGACGCGACGCUAUUGUCUCAGCCGUAACGAGCGGGUCAGAAAGACUGGCGACCGUACGUGGUGGUGUCACUGUCGCUCGCCUCACGCCACAAGGAACCGAUCCCGGCGAUGAGAGCGCUAUCCUCUGGCUGGGGGGUACCGACCCUAUCGUCUCGGUCAUCCCUGUGAUCUCUCGGUUCUGGGACUCCCAAUUGCGCCGCGCCGUCGGCGGCGGCGUCAACCUCUGGAGCGGCGCCCAACCCACCCGCAUGCUCCGCCUCACGGACCUCGGAGCGGGGCUUCUCGGCGAGCGGUGCACCGGUGCAGCUGCCAUCCCCAAGUGUAGCGGGACCCCCAACACCAACAAUAGCUCCUCUACAGCAAGGGAGGGCAGCGGCCCGAGCCACGCCGAGGGUCUACCCGUGGAGGUACUCCUCCAAGGCGAGAGCCGCCUCGUGGUCGUUCACGAGAGCGAAGACACCGGCUCGCUCACCAACCGCCUCCUCGGCGCCCGCAAGAAGCAGCGCGCCGACCUCGGCCCGACCAGGGCGAUCCUGGCCUAUCCGCCCCCGGAGAGACCGAACAGCACCAACGUGUCGUUCAACCUCAGCAUCGCGCCGCGGCAGCCCAGCCAAACCGGCGGUCUGUUCCGGCCGCGCCCGCGCCCGUCGGUCAAGGGAUCGUUCGACCAGUCCAUGUCCAUGGAUGUGUUGCCGUCGACCGAGCUGCCCGACGAGACGCAGUCGGCGCCGUCGAGCCAGCAGGGGCUGAUGUUUAUCAACGAUCUCAACUAUGCUGCCGACCAGCCCGAUGACGAGUUCGAGGUGGAGGGCCGCGAUAUCGAGCAGGAGCUGAUGGAUAUCAUGGAUAUUGAUCGCGAGUUGGAGCAGCUGGAGCAUGAGCGUGAGAAGGGGACGAAGAGGGUUUUCUUUGAGGGGGACUAGAGUGUGGAGGGCGAGGACUAGCGGGAGGAGAGACCCUUGCGCCGUGACACCGCCAUUGCAGUCGGAGGUGUCUGGCGAGGCUGUAGGAUACCCAUCGGGCUACUAAUGUUCUUUAGCGCGAUCACGAGACGGAAAUGAAGCAUGUUUGAGUCAGCCA